AAUACAUUUCUAAAAUGAGAACUAUGAAAAGCUUAUUUUACAUACGUUGGUUAACCUAAAUUUUAGAAGUAUUUCAGUGAGCACCGGUAACGCAUCCACCUGUCGCAUAAUGAUCCCAGGCCGGGUUCUCAUCGGAUUCCCGAUAUUCCGACAACAGCAGAGGCGUCGAAUGUCGGAGCACAGGCUUCCCUUCCAUCGCAGACCAGUGCCCGUGAAGCUUCAGGAGCGCAAGAGUUCUACGACCGAUCUGAAGAGGCCGCCCUUCCUGCUGGUCAAGAGCUUCCUGAACCUGCGCCACAUGGACGCCGACUACGGGAAGGAUAUCACGCGAGUUACGGACGAGCUGAGUUUCCAGCCGCAUCGCACCCUCUUCAUCAACAUCCUGCGGAUGCCGGAUCGCCAGUUUUCGGACACGGAACGAUUUGCGGACGUGAUGGAUGCCAAUCCGCUAGCUUUGGACUCGGGUUCGAAGCCGUGAGUGGGAGGAGAAUGUUUUAAGUAUUUUAUAAUAAAUGUUUCUUUUUAAUUUUAUCGAAUAAAGCUUGAUAUUUUUGA
This is a messenger RNA of Drosophila santomea, 555 nucleotides long. RefSeq lists its product as uncharacterized. The record is from RefSeq and is a predicted model, not a curated record. The transcript has a single exon. Bases 110 to 478 code for a protein of 122 amino acids. NCBI's taxonomy places the organism in Eukaryota, Metazoa, Arthropoda, Insecta, Diptera, Drosophilidae.